GCAGAGGGAGGAGGAGAGAAGUUGUGUGAGCAACUGAGGGUGCAGCCUAGCCCCACAGGGAAGGAAGGCUGGUGGCGCGGGGCCCCGGGAGACGUGGCAGUACCUGGAGGGGGUGGGGACAAGGCGUUGGGCCCACCAUUAGCACCAUGCUCCUGGGGAUCCUCGUGGUGCUCUGCUUCAUCCCCACUGCUGAUGUAACAGAAAACAAGAUUUUAGUGGCUCAGCGUCCUUUGCUCACUGUAGCUAACAAAACUGCAACUCUAGUCUGCAACUACACAUACAAUGGAACAGGGAAGGAAUUUCGAGCUUCACUGCACAAAGGAACAGACAGUGCGGUUGAAGUUUGCUUUAUUUCGUGGAAUAUGACCAAAAUUAGCAGUAAUUCAAAUAAAGAAUUCAAUUGCCAGGGGAUUCAUGAUAAAGACAAAGUCAUCUUCAAUCUUUGGAAUAUGAGUGCCAGCCAAACUGACAUCUACUUCUGCAAAAUUGAGGCCAUGUAUCCACCCCCGUAUGUCUACAAUGAGAAGAGCAACGGGACCGUCAUUCACGUGAAAGAGACACCCAUCCAAACACAAGAGCCUCAGUCUGCAAUUCCUUUGUGGAUUAUGGUAGCAGUGACUGGAGUUCUUGCUUUCUACAGUAUGCUAAUAACCGCAGUUUUUAUUAACUACUGGCAAAAAUCCAAAAAGAAUAUGUACCAUCAGAGUGACUACAUGAACAUGACUCCCCGGCAUCCACCAUACCAGAAGAACAAGGGUUACCCAUCCUAUGCACCAACACGAGACUACACUGCAUAUCGGUCCUGGCAGCCGUGAUACCCACCAGCUGACCCAUCAGUAGCCUCAUGUGCUUCUAGGCAGUUACUUGCUCUUGGAUAUGGAAGGACAGCCUCUCAUUUUCUCAUCAUCAUGUUUGUCGUUAUUGAUCGUGGAUACCUACACCAUAGCAAGUAUUGGCUAAACUUUGAUAUAAUAUACUAAAAGAAAAAACAAACAAACAUAAAAAGGGACAGGGGGGGAGGGAGUGAAAAAGGAUUGCUCUCCAUGAUGGCUGAAAAUAAGAUACAACUUGUGUUGAGGGUCGUCAGUGGGUAAGACAGAAAGAUGGCAUCAGACCUCAGAGCUGGUCUCCUCCUAACAAUUGUGGUUUUGCUCAGCUGUUGGGAGAACCAGAACUUCUGACCUUUCCUAAUAACUGCUGCCUUAGAUUUAACCCUUAAUUUCCUUUCCUGUAUGUCUAAUCCUCAGAAACCCUUGUUGCUGUUAAAUAUGGCAAAAUGUAAAAAAAAAAAUCUUUUUUUCCCUACAAGACCAGGGCACAGUUUGAAGUUCAAAACACAUGCUUGAAAGAA
Molecule: messenger RNA, 1351 nt
Organism: Harpia harpyja (harpy eagle)
Lineage: Eukaryota; Metazoa; Chordata; Aves; Accipitriformes; Accipitridae
Gene: CD28
Product: CD28 molecule
Exons: 4
Coding region: 147-815 (222 amino acids)
Biological process (GO): T cell receptor signaling pathway; T cell activation; T cell costimulation
Cellular component (GO): external side of plasma membrane; membrane
Source: RefSeq, a predicted model, not a curated record